Aspergillus melleus is the source of this 1126-nucleotide messenger RNA. RefSeq names its product E2 ubiquitin-conjugating protein RAD6 (gene ubc2). NCBI's taxonomy places the organism in Eukaryota, Fungi, Ascomycota, Eurotiomycetes, Eurotiales, Aspergillaceae. Gene Ontology annotation, biological process: proteasome-mediated ubiquitin-dependent protein catabolic process; DNA repair; protein polyubiquitination. Gene Ontology annotation, molecular function: ubiquitin conjugating enzyme activity. The record is from RefSeq and is a predicted model, not a curated record. The transcript has 4 exons. Gene Ontology annotation, cellular component: HULC complex. Bases 281 to 736 code for a protein of 151 amino acids.
GAAAGAGCUAGUUUCUCCAUCAAGAGAGUUCACCCGACGGUGUUCCACGAGCGGCGGGAUCUGCACCUCCUUCCACCUUCCCUUAUUGUUCCCUCUCUCUCGUUUCCAUUUCAUCCCAUCCGGCUCGACUGACUCGCCACUUCCUACACCUCCCCUUCCUCUGCCUUCGGGUCUCCUUGUCUUAAGGCUUCGCAGCUCUCAUCGGCAUCCCGGCAUCUUCGAUUCCCUAUCCUUUAUCGCCCGAUAGCUUCCUCCCGAGAGUCUCCCGUACCCCGCCGCGAUGUCGACCUCUGCUCGCCGCCGUCUCAUGCGUGACUUUAAGCGUAUGCAAACCGACCCCCCAGCCGGCGUUUCCGCAUCUCCAGUAGCGGACAAUGUUAUGACUUGGAAUGCCGUGAUCAUUGGACCCGCCGAUACUCCCUUCGAGGACGGAACAUUCCGUCUGGUCAUGCAUUUCGAGGAACAGUACCCAAACAAGCCGCCAGGCGUCAAGUUCAUCAGUCAGAUGUUUCAUCCCAAUGUGUAUGGCACUGGCGAGCUGUGCCUCGAUAUUUUGCAGAACCGUUGGAGCCCAACUUAUGACGUGGCGGCGAUCCUCACUAGUAUUCAGAGUCUACUCAAUGACCCGAACACCUCGUCGCCAGCGAACGUAGAAGCCUCGAACCUUUACAAGGACAACCGGAAGGAAUACAUCAAGCGCGUGCGUGAAACGGUCGAGAAGAGCUGGGAGGAUUGAUUGGUUUUUCCCCUUCUAUUUUAUUCUGUUCCCUUUUCUACUAUACUGGCCUUUUCAUAUACCUCUCGACUCUUUCUUUCUUUUGUUUGUUGAUGGUCUGAUUGAUGGAACGACUUUGUCCGCUCAUGUCAAAACAGACGACAAGCGGCCUCGGCCAGGCUUGUCGGGUGCUGUGAUCGGGGAAUUUUUCACGCCGUUUGAUGACAUGCACAGCGCGGGGUUUUGGCGCCUGGUAAAUAUCUUUCUGCUCGGUCUUGUGGAUAACUGCAUUUCUUGUCUUGUUUCACGUUGCUGCAUCCUAGUGCAUAAGGCUUAGCUGUUACGGCCGUCAUUGUGAUUAGUUGUCAUUUUAUUUUGUGUUAAUUCAAUGGACAUUCUAUUAUUCUUUCU